Glycine soja is the source of this 806-nucleotide messenger RNA. Its product is annotated as probable LRR receptor-like serine/threonine-protein kinase At1g05700. Gene Ontology annotation, molecular function: protein binding. Lineage: Eukaryota; Viridiplantae; Streptophyta; Magnoliopsida; Fabales; Fabaceae. The record is from RefSeq and is a predicted model, not a curated record. The coding region runs from base 75 to 791 and encodes 238 amino acids. The transcript is spliced from 5 exons.
AGUGGACACAAUUAAGCAGCACACUCCAUCUUCUUGAUAUAUUCCAGAAUGAUUAUAAACUACCAGAAGUUGUCAUGAGCACUGCUGCUACACCAAUAAAUGCUAGUGCUCCUUUUCAGUUCUAUUGGGGUCCAGAUAAUGUGGAUGAUAAAUUCUACAUCUACAUGCACUUUAGUGAGGUUGAAAUUCUGGCAGAAAAUGAAACUAGAACAUUCAAUAUCUUCAUGAAUGGAAAGUUAUUCUAUGGACCUCUAACUCCUGGAUAUCUGACGACAAAUACCAUAUAUGCAAAAUCAGCUUUGACUGGAGCUACAAGGUACCUAUUUUCUCUUGCUAAGACAGGGACUUCUACUCUUCCACCCAUCAUUAAUGCCAUGGAGAUUUAUAAAGUGAUAGAUUUUCCACAAUCAGAAACUGAACAAGAUGAUGUUGAUGCUAUCACAAACAUUAAAAACGCUUAUGGGGUGGAUAGAAAUUGGCAAGGAGAUCCAUGUGGCCCAGUAGCAUACAUUUGGGAAGGUCUAAAUUGUAGUUAUGAUAACACCCCAAGAAUCACAUCCUUGAAUUUAUCUUCAAGUGGACUGACCGGGCAGAUAUCAUCUUUCAUCUCCGAGCUCACUAUGUUACAGUACUUGGAUUUAUCCAACAAUAGUUUAAGCGGGUCAUUACCUGAUUUUCUGACACAACUGCAAUCACUUAAAGUCUUAAACUUGGUAAAUAACAACCUUACUGGUCCAGUUCCUGGAGGACUUGUUGAAAGAUCAAAGGAAGGUUCACUAUCAUUGAGGUAAGCACCCAAAAUAUAU